AUGUUCAAAUAUUUCUUUGGUGAUGAUGAUACAGCAUCCUUAAAAAAUGAACCUACUAUAGAUUAUAAUAAUACAAUUCAUUCUUUCAAUACAGUACGGCCUUCUUCAAAAGUAUUUAACAGUGGUAGAAAUGGUGAACGGGUUUCAUAUCAACCGCCAGUGUCAACCAUACCACGUACUGAUUAUAAUAUAAUUGAUUAUUCGGAUGAUGAUUUAGACUCAAUUGAUCAUGAAAUUGAUCUUGAAUUGCAGAGAGACUACCAUUUGAUACGUGAGAAUUAUACAAGGACAAAUAAUAAGUUGAAAUUUGAUUGGGAAAAUCAUUAUAAUAAUCUUUACAAUAGUUCUGAUAAAUUAGACUCAAAAAUCAAAAAUAAUAUAAUUAACAAUAAUACAAACUAUUCAUUGCCUGAUAACUAUCCAGGCAAGUUUGUUCAAAGACAUAGGAAUGAUAGAAAUGAGAAUGAAAAAGAUUAUCAAUCCGAUCAUUCAUUUACUAGACCUUCAGCCUUAUACCAAGAUGUCACUAAUAAUAUCUAUGUCAAAAGUGAUACUCAAAUGGAUAUAGAUAAACAAAUUCAAAAAUUACAACAUGAAGUUGAUCAAGAGUUUAUACAAAAGUCAUCUAAGGUUUCAAAUUCAUCAUCACAAGAUAUCCAAUUAAAUUCAAUUAUCAUUAAAAUAAAAAGUCAGAAUGAAUUCCUAGAAGAAUUGAAUGAUAUAAUUCAAUUAAAUGAAGAUAAACCGGGUAUACCGAAUAAUUUAUUAGAUGAGUUUAACAAUUUACGGUUAGAUUAUAUAAAAGAAUUAAAAAAUAGUCAAAUAUUUUAUCAGUCCUACUACAAAUUACUAAACAAAUAUAGACAAUUAAAAAAAGAUACUAGUUUGAAAAAUAAAAUUCACACGAACAUUACAAAAUCUAAAUCAGCUUUCACUAUACGAGAAAAGGUUAAUUUAAUACGAUCAUUAACUAAGGAGAGUAAGAUAAAAUUAACUUGUGCUAAUAUCUUAAGUGAAUUAGAUAAGUUAGAUGAUAAAGAUAGGAUUAUUGAAGAAUUAAAUAGGAAACUAGAAGAAGCUAAUUUAAAGAUUCAACGAUUAGAAAAACUAGCAGCUGAAGACAAUAAUCAAAAAUAG
Scheffersomyces coipomensis is the source of this 1137-nucleotide messenger RNA. RefSeq lists its product as uncharacterized. The transcript has a single exon. The record is from RefSeq and is a predicted model, not a curated record. The coding region runs from base 1 to 1137 and encodes 378 amino acids. NCBI's taxonomy places the organism in Eukaryota, Fungi, Ascomycota, Pichiomycetes, Serinales, Debaryomycetaceae.